Angiostrongylus costaricensis is the source of this 423-nucleotide messenger RNA. Lineage: Eukaryota; Metazoa; Nematoda; Chromadorea; Rhabditida; Metastrongylidae. The record is from the annotation of a GenBank genome assembly.
CUGCUAAACUACCUACAGACUGGUCAUUUUCAGGAAAACGACAUCAAGUUCGUGGACGUCGUAGUUUGCAACCUCUAUCCUUUCCGUGAAACAAUUGCUAAUUCGAAUUGCACCUUAGAACAGGCGAUUGAAAAUAUCGACAUCGGAGGAGUCACCUUAUUAAGAGCUGCCGCUAAAAAUUACGCUCGUGUGUGCGUGCUCUGCGAUCCAAGGGAUUACGAAAAAGUCCUUGAGCAGGUGAAGGUUGUUCUACUGUUCUCUUUUUCCAAAAGGUUAUUCUUCAAAUCCAAUCCGAGAUAUCAACUAGGCAGCCGACUGCAGUUCUACUUCUUUAUCAAAAGCUGCGAGUUACUUGUUUUAGAAUUAGUCAUAGAAAAAACGACUGAGAGAAAGGAGAAACGAAGGAUCCACAUGGUGUGGUGA